Messenger RNA from Drosophila obscura, 1341 nucleotides. RefSeq lists its product as uncharacterized. Lineage: Eukaryota; Metazoa; Arthropoda; Insecta; Diptera; Drosophilidae. The transcript has 2 exons. The record is from RefSeq and is a predicted model, not a curated record. Bases 322 to 1305 code for a protein of 327 amino acids.
UUGAAUAUAAUAAUAUAGUUCCAUUAUUAUCCAAAAAAAAUUGUUAAGAAGUUUGUUUUUAUAAGGUGUUUUGGGUGCUAUUUCAUCACUGACGUAAAAUGGAAUCUCUUCCCGACUGUGAUCUGAUUUCGAUCUUUAGUCUCUUGGACUUGAAAUCUCAGUUUAACAUCGCUAGAGUGCAUUCUCGUUUCUACGCACUAAUGCCUUUGGUUUGGGGAUCCAAAGUUUGCAUAUCACUGUUCCAAAUCGGACAUAUCCAGCGCAGAUCUCCGUCACUACCUGUGCAUAAUCCGCACGACAGUGCAAGUUUUACGGUUCAACAUGAUCAGCCGGGAAAACUUUGACAUACUUACCAGCUACGUUUUUCCCAGUGCACACGAUUUUCGCUUCCUAACAGAAUCAUUCCACUUGAAAGAUGCGGACAUUCUGAUGAUAAUUAAAGCUUUUCCACAGUUGAGGACAUUCAGUCCCGUUGGACAUUUUACAGGAAAAUAUUUUUCUGACAUUCCGCACCUGGAGAACCUGAGAAUAACCUAUUGCGGCGGAUUCGAGGUCAGAAACCUAGUCCAUAUAAUGCAAACAAAACAAUUGAAAAGCCUCAAUCUCGAGCUAUUUGCCUGUGACGAUGAUUUGCUCAAAAUACAACUACCACCAGUUGGUAUGCAAAGUCUAGAGGUUCUGAUAUGUGACGAGGACGAAUUUGGUGUAUGGUUUAUGAAGAAUUUGCAGCAUCUGAAACAGCUAAAACAACUGACAAUCCUUGGAAAUAACUAUCCCAGUACGCUGUUGGAACUCUGCGAAAAGUUUAAGGCCGUAGGUCGCCAUAGCUUGAAGCAACUGGAAGUACACGACAAUUGCGAUUUAUAUUUUGAUGCCGAACGCCUUCAGUUGGAUAUUGAAACUUUCGUAUUGAAAUACAGUCAAUUUUUGAAUCCAGCUAGAUGUAAAAUUUCGCAUCCCUUUCAGCAUAUCAAGCGCUUGCUCUUUUAUUCCUGCAAUAUAGUAGAUGCUGACGCCCUUGAACACUUCCUUCAGCUCUGCAAGCACGUGGAGGUCAUUGCAUUUGAGAGAUGCACCUUUCCGUUACAGUGCUACACAUUCUCAGCUCCGCGAAUCGCCCAGCAUCGUGCCACAACCCUCAACCUGUAUCUAGAUGGAAAUACAUUUAUAAAAGAGGAUUUAGUGGACGGUGUCCCGAUGGCGUGGAGUGCCAAUGGCGAAGACAAAUUGUUCAAGCUGCACCAAACUAAAUCGAAAAUCAACUGCAAUGUGAUGCGCAAAAUAUCUAUUAAUUUUAUAGCCUGAUCAAACUGAAAUAUAAACUGAAAGUUGUGAACAUCA